Molecule: messenger RNA, 1671 nt
Organism: Orycteropus afer afer
Lineage: Eukaryota; Metazoa; Chordata; Mammalia; Tubulidentata; Orycteropodidae
Source: RefSeq, a predicted model, not a curated record
AUGUGGGACGGGGACACAGCCAGGACCGGGGAGGGGGCUGUCCCAGGGCUGGGAGUGGUCCUGGUCCCUGACACCACCCUUGCUCCUCACCCCCAGCCCCAGACCUGGAGCGAGGGGGGGGUUGUAGGGGGGCAUGAGGCCCCCAGGAGGAAGUGGCCCUGGCAGGUGAGCCUGCGGGAGGAUACCGAGUACUGGAAACACGUCUGUGGGGGCUCCCUCGUGCACCCUCAGUGGGUGCCGACCGCAGGGCACUGUGUCGGACCGAAAGUCAGGGACCCCUCGAUGCUCAGGGUGCAGCUGCGGGAACAGCACCUGUACUGCCAUGACCAGCUUCUGCCCGUCAGCAGGGUCAUUGUGCACCCCAACUUCUACACCGCGGAGAGGGGCGGUGACAUCGCCCUGCUGGAGCUCCAGGACCCGGUGAACAUCUCCAGCCACGUGCAGCUGGUCACCCUGCCCCCCACCUCCGAAACCUUCCGGUUGGGGAUGCAAUGGUGGGUGACCGGUGGGGGCGAUAUGGGCAAUGAUGAGGCCCUGCCACCAUCCUUGCAGCAGGUGAAGGUCCCCAUUGUUGAAAACAGACUUGACUUCAACGGCCACACUAGUCUCCCCACUGCAGACAGCAUCCUCAUCACUCACGAUGCCAUGAUGCGUGCUGGGGACACCCAGAGGGACUCCUGCCACGACGACUCCGGAGGGCCUCUGGUCUGUCUGAUGGAUGGCACCUGGGUGCAGGCAGGUGUGGUGAACUGGGGUGAGGGCUGCGGCCGUCCCGACCGGCCUGGUGUCUACACCUUGGUCCCCGCCUACGUGAACUGGAUCCGCCUCCACAUCCCAGCAGCUCAGAGCUCGGGGCUAACCCCACUGCCUCUCCUGGGGGGCUUCUUCCUUCCCGGCCUCCUCCUCCUCCUCGUCUUCUGUGUCCUGGUGGCUAAAGUCUGGGUCAGCCAGCCCAGCUGGGUAGAGCCUCUGCGGGGAGCGUGGCCUGCCGACGCCCCUAAUUUGGGCGUCAAGCCUCCAGACCUCAAGAGGAUGGACGUGCGCUGUCCUAAGUCCCCCACCUUGUGGUUCUUGGUCGCGGCGGCAGCCUGGAAAACUGACCACACCACGCACGUAAAAGGAGCGAGGGCAGAGACCACGACGGCCGCCCAGCCACCCUCCGUGCAGAGCGCACCGGCCGUGACUGGACAGCCGCCCUCGGCGAGGGCUGGGGGAGCCUCCGGGCUGGACCCCACCCUGGUCUGGGCUGCUGCACUGUAUACCAGAUGCAUCUCAGUGGGGAACCGGGCUGGGCCGCGGCCCUGCCACCCCGACGACACACAGCAGCCCGGAGGCAUGCGUGUCCCACUUGGCGCGCUGGAGAGGGGGUACUCCAGUGGCCACCGCGCAGCAGGGCAGAGGGGAGGGUGGCUGGCUGCUGGAGGCCCCACUGCCGCCCUGGGGGUGCAGCUGGCACUGUGGGCUACUUCUCCGCCACAGAACUUUCUGGACCACCGCUGGGCAGAGACACGGCAGCCCCACCAAGGCUACGGGUCCUCCCUGGAGGAGGGACGCAGCUGGGAAGAGGCGGCUUCACCCCAGUGCUCUCUCCAAGGCAGGCCAGCCUCCUCCAGACAGCAGCCGCACGCCCCACGCUCGUACUGCAGUCCACACAACACGUUUCUUAAAUAA